AUGCCUUGCGCAAUCUCCAUCGCUAUCACUUGCAUUUUCAUCAGGCUAGUUCAAAGCGGUGCUGUAGGUGAUGAAGGGACAUUAGCAAGUGUGCCUUCCGAUCCAUUCGACACAAGGGAGAGAAACAAGCGCCCUGCAAGAAGAAGUGAGAAGAAUGAAGAAGCACCAUCAACGAAGAAUAAUUGGGGUUUCGGCGAAGGGCUGGUAGAAUGGCCAGAAGAGGACAACGAAAGGAAAGAGAAGAUCCCAAAAAGAGUCGAAACAACUACUCCAGAAAGAGUCGAAACAACUACACAGUACUAUGAAGAAGUCGAUCCCAACCAUAACGGUUUAUUAAAGGACAUUGGAUCAAUAAAUGUCGGAUUUGGCGUUGGUGUUGGUGUGCCCGGUAACGAUCCAGUGAGUGUUGGAGCCAGGGUUGGUGUUGGCUUUGGAGCAUCAGGUCUGGCUGGACAACUCCCUAUUGGUCAAAAUAUCUAUCCAAGACAGGUAAAGAUCCGCCUUUGGAUUAUUUAUUUCUCUCACAUACACGAGGACUUCGAAAGUAGUGUAAAGCACAUUGCACGCAUCUCAGGUAGUUGCCACGCUUAUCCUCUCCGUCUAUAA
Cylicostephanus goldi is the source of this 606-nucleotide messenger RNA. NCBI's taxonomy places the organism in Eukaryota, Metazoa, Nematoda, Chromadorea, Rhabditida, Strongylidae. The record is from the annotation of a GenBank genome assembly.